Messenger RNA from Aspergillus chevalieri, 684 nucleotides. RefSeq lists its product as uncharacterized. The record is from RefSeq and is a predicted model, not a curated record. Bases 1 to 684 code for a protein of 227 amino acids. NCBI's taxonomy places the organism in Eukaryota, Fungi, Ascomycota, Eurotiomycetes, Eurotiales, Aspergillaceae. The transcript has 4 exons.
AUGAACAUGAUGGACGAGGACUUAGGGCUUCUCUUCCCCCGGCAAUCCUCUGGUACCUGCUCAGCGGGGUCAAUAGCUGAGGAGGCAACGUGUGUACCAGAAUCAACAUGCGACGGCGCCAUCUUCCCGAAUCAAUGCGGCACAGGGUCAGAGUGCUGCUUCAUCAGACCAUGCAGCGUCUCCGAAGGGAGCGGGAUGUGCAAGAAUGAUACGCGCGAUGCGUGCGGUGGGGUGUUCUAUACGGGGGAUAUAUCCAAGGCCCCCUGUCCCGGCGAUUCUACCAUCCGCUGCUGCGUCACGUUCGAGAAUAUGAACAACGGUACCAACGGAGAUGGUUCUUCAAACUCGAGCGACUCGUCAUCGAGCGGCCUCACCAGCUCACAAAUCGGAGGUAUAGUCGGUGGUGUGGUAGGCGGUGUUAUCGUCCUUGCUGCGCUAUUCUUGGUAUUUUCUUUUGGAUAUUGGAGAAAGCGGCAACGGGAUCGUCAGAUUCCCGUCGAAAUACCAAGCGGUAGGGAUAGAAAAGAGGAAGAAAACAGUGGUCAAGGCAGAUUCAUGAGUGAGGUUGAGGCCAGGGAGGUAGGGGAGUUGGAUGCGGGGAAUGAGAGGCGGGAGUUAGAUGAGCAUGGGCAGGCUGUGUAUGAGCUUGAGGGGGUAUCGCCUGUUGAUGGGCGAAAACGAUGA